Pollicipes pollicipes is the source of this 1102-nucleotide messenger RNA. Its product is annotated as ras GTPase-activating protein 3-like. Gene Ontology annotation, biological process: intracellular signal transduction. The coding region runs from base 176 to 1102 and encodes 308 amino acids. NCBI's taxonomy places the organism in Eukaryota, Metazoa, Arthropoda, Thecostraca, Pollicipedomorpha, Pollicipedidae. The transcript is spliced from 10 exons. The record is from RefSeq and is a predicted model, not a curated record.
CUUCGUGUUCCUGCGCUUCUUCGCUCCGGCCCUGCUCAGUCCGAAGCUGUUCGAUCUCACUCAGGAGCAGCUGGACCCUCAGACGAGUCGGACGCUGAAGCUCAUCUCCAAGACCAUCAACAGCCUGGGCAGCUGCGUCGGCUCCCGCAGCGCCGUAACGUUCAAGGAGGAGUACAUGACGCCGGUCAACCAGGACUUCUUCAACGAUAGCUACCUGCAGAAGCUGCGGCUGUUCCUGGACGUGAUAUCGACGGAGUCGGCUCCCCACCAGGCCCUGGAUUCGCCGAUCAUACUCAAGGAGGGCUGCCCGAACGGAAAACUGGUAAGACGACGGCGCGUUUCCGGUUGUGGGACGUUGCUUGGUUCCCCUGCGAUCGCACGUGUAGAUCGUCGCCCGUCCCCAGCGCAACAGCCAGAUCUCGCAGCGCAGUACCCAUCGGGCACCAAGGUGCUGGUGAAGCGGGCUAUGGGCCGCCGGCUCAUGGGUCUGAAGAACUUCCGACAGCGCUACUUCUGCCUCACCACACGCAGCCUGACGUACGCGGCCCACAAGGGACAACGGCCCCUGCACGAGAUCCCCGUGGACAACAUCCGGACCGUGGAGCUGGUGGAUGAGGCGCAGUUCAAGAAGAAGAACAUGUUCAAGCUGGUGCAGCCGGACAAGGAUCUGUACAUACAGGCCAACAACUGCGUCGACCAGAAGGCCUGGGUGGACAUCUUGUCCAAGGUGUGCGCGCACAACCAGGACAAGACGGACCAGUUCCACCCUGGCCAGUUCCGGGACAAUAUCUGGACCUGCUGCCGGACGCCGACCAAGAACGCCAUCGGCUGCGCGCCGGUGACGGCCGAUAAGCUGCACGCCGAGAUCAAGCUGGCCGCCGACAGCGACCGCGAGAUGGAGCGGGACGAGUACGCCUGUAAGGCCGUGUACUUGGGCGACCCCGACUACGAGAUCCAGGACACGGAGGUGGGCUACAAGACCAUCAACAGCAUCGUGUCGGCGGUGAUCUCGCUGGAGCAGGAGCACCGCGACCACAGCCGCAGCCUGGCACGGGGCAUCCGCUACGGCUCCCGGCGCGCCUCGCACCCGCUGAAAGCCUAG